AGUACUUUUCGUUUGCGUCCAUACUACUACCGUCACGAAGAAGAUCUGAAUCGUAGUUUUUGCUUUCUUCUCUUUCUAGUUUCUAGUUUCUCAUUCUGUGUGUAUAAAGUCGAGAGAGAUGGGCAGGCCACAAGGUACGGGGAGAAGGAAGAUCGACAUCAAGAGAAUAGAGAAGAAGCAGAGCCGGUUGGUGACCUUCUCGAAGCGCCGGCAUGGGUUAUUCAGCAAGGCGGCCCAGCUUUGCUCGUCCUCCGGUGCCCACAUAGCUAUCAUCGUAUUCUCUCCGCACGACAGGCCCUACGCGUUCGGCCACCCAUCCGUGGACGCGGUGAUCGAGCGGUUCCUUGGCCUCCAAGAAGACUUGAAAGAUGUUGGGGCUGUGAAGAAGGUGAAGAAGGUGCAAGAUCGCGUCGAGGGAGAGGGAAACAAAUGGAUUUGCUUGGACAUACCGAUAGAGAAGAUGGGGUUGGAUGAGCUCGAGCGGGAGGAGGCGUUCUUGGAAGAGUUGAGGAACAGAGUGGCCGUGCGGGUGGACGAGAUGGGGACGCGGAGGGUCGCUACCAAAGAGUUUUUUCCCCUUAAUCCGUUACUUGAGGAAGAGGAUAUUCGCAUGGACGGAGCCAAAAAUUCUUAUGAAAGAUUAUUAUGAAAGAAGAAGAAGAAGAAGAAGAAGAAGAAGAAGAAGAAGAGCCAAAAAAUAAUCACUGUUGACGGAGCUUCCUCUUUAACCAGUUCUUUCGUAGAGAAGGCAUCCAAUGCUAAAAGAGAUAUGUUUCUUGCAUUUUCAGCUGUACACCUAAUUUGACAUGGACUGACUUCUGCUUCUUUCUUUUUCUUUUCUUUUCUUUUCUUUACUUUUUGAUCUGAAAACGGGUUGGAGGGAAAUUUCUCCUCCAACGUACACGUUCUCUCUCUCUCUCUCUGGAACAGUUUCCGGCCGGUUUGUCUCUGCAACUUCUGUCCAGGAGGAGGCCGUCCUUAUCUCUCUCUCUGUGGCCGGCCGUUUCGUUUCUGCAAUGGAUUUAGCAGCCGGAUCUGUCUCCGACAUAAUGAAAAAAGUUCUCUCGCUCUGUGUUGAGCUAACAUUUUUAUGGAGAUAAUGUUUCUCUAUGUUUACAAAUCUCACUGUCGUUCUUUGUCUCUCUUCGUCGUUGUUCUUCUCUACCGGUACUGUCUCCACCGCCGCUGACUCUCUUUUUGUUGUUGGAGAGUGUUAGUGAUUUUGCGA
Messenger RNA from Alnus glutinosa, 1228 nucleotides. RefSeq names its product agamous-like MADS-box protein AGL61. The transcript is spliced from 2 exons. The record is from RefSeq and is a predicted model, not a curated record. Gene Ontology annotation, molecular function: RNA polymerase II cis-regulatory region sequence-specific DNA binding; DNA-binding transcription factor activity, RNA polymerase II-specific; protein dimerization activity. Bases 119 to 649 code for a protein of 176 amino acids. NCBI's taxonomy places the organism in Eukaryota, Viridiplantae, Streptophyta, Magnoliopsida, Fagales, Betulaceae. Gene Ontology annotation, biological process: regulation of transcription by RNA polymerase II.